AUGAUUAAUGCCAACUCAAGGGAUGCCUACGAUCCUUACCAGCAUCGAGUGAUAGAAAAUCCGUUGAGGUGCGUUGUGAAAAAACUUCAUUCUACGUUUCAUAUUUGUGUCCUUUAUACAAUUUGCAGCAAUCUCGAGGUUUAUAUCAGCUUGCUGAAAGCCUCCAUAGGCAUUGGCUGCUUGGCUAUGCCCAAGGCGUUUCAAGCUGCUGGCUGGCUCAAUGGCCUAAUAAGCACCAUUGUGGUUGGUUCAAUUGUGAUAUUCGCUCUGCAUGUUUUGUUGCACGGCAUCUACGAACUCUGUAAGAGAAAGCGUGUUCCUCAACUAAACUAUCCGGACGCGAUGGCACUCGCCUUGGAAGCAGGUCCAAAGUAUUUGCGUUUCCUAAGCUUCACCGCGCGUUCUACCAUAGAUUUCAUAUUGGCCUUCUACCACUUUGGUGUCUGCAGCGCCUAUGUGGUCUUCAUUGCGGACAACCUGCGGGAGCUGACCGAUUACUAUGGCUACACAUUCGACGUACGAUUUUAUAUAUUCGCGCUGGCUGCACCGCUGGUAUCAAUUUAUUUAAUACGCGACCUGAGGAGCCUGGUGCCGUUGAAUGCGCUUGCGGAUGCUAUGAUUUGUAUAAGUCUUUGCAUAGUAUUUUACUACGUCUUGAGAGAACUGCCGCCGCUUUCCGAUCGCAGAGCCGUUGGUGAUAUCAAAGCCUACCCUUUGUUCUUCGGCACUGUACUCUUUGCCAUCGAGUCAGUGGGUGUGAUAAUUUCAAUUGAAGCCAAAAUGAAAUUGCCCAAGGAUUUUUUGGGUUUGUGUGGCCUUUUGAAUUGGGGCCUAGGCACAUCGCUGUUGCUCUACAUUUUGAUCGGUUUAUUUGGCUACUGGCACUACGGCGAUAUGGUUAAGGAUAGCAUAACAUCGAAUUUGCCUCUGGAUGAUAUCUUUCCACGCUUGGCAAAGCUGAUGUUCGCAGUGGCAAUAUUUUUCUCAUUUUCCUUGCAAGGCUACAUUACGAUUCAGGUGUGUUGGCGUCGAUACGCAGACUAUCUUGGGCUGAAGGAGUCACAUCCGCUGGAGUAUGUGUUGCGCAUUGCCAUUGUUUUGGGAACAGUGAUGGCGGCAGUCAUGAGUUCGGAACUGGUGCUGAUACUUUCGCUCAUUGGCUCUUUUUCACUCUCCUAUCUGGGUUUGAUUUUUCCCGGUGUGAUGGACUUUUGCAUGCGUUACAGCUUCGGAUUCGGACCAUGUAAAAUCUAUUUGUGGCAAGACUUAUUUCUGGUGAUUUUCGGGUUGGUAGGUGGCGCUGUGGGUACUUGGUUUUCCAUUGUUCAUCUCUUCGUAAACUAUGAGAGUGAAUCCUGACGGUGCUAAGGUUUGUGUAGAAGCAUCUAACUUAAAGUUAAUGUUUAUUAAAGAAAUUGAAAAGAAUAUUCCACUGGUAAUAAAUGAG
This is a messenger RNA of Rhagoletis pomonella (apple maggot), 1447 nucleotides long. Its product is annotated as proton-coupled amino acid transporter-like protein CG1139. The record is from RefSeq and is a predicted model, not a curated record. Gene Ontology annotation, molecular function: amino acid transmembrane transporter activity. Gene Ontology annotation, biological process: amino acid transmembrane transport. Bases 1 to 1359 code for a protein of 452 amino acids. Gene Ontology annotation, cellular component: vacuolar membrane. NCBI's taxonomy places the organism in Eukaryota, Metazoa, Arthropoda, Insecta, Diptera, Tephritidae. The transcript is spliced from 8 exons.